UCGUCAAGUCGCCAUAGUCGCACCCACAUCGACAUCACCCACGUUCGCUCCCCAUCUCCCUCUGCAGGCUCGCAAGACGACGACCUACUCGAGCACGGUGUUCACGUUUCCCCGGCUGAAAUCUCCCCUCACUAUUCUGUCAUACAGCCCAGUCAAAGCCAGAGUGGCUCCUCGUCCCAUCCUGGCGAAUUCCAAGUAAUAUUCCCUAGCGAACUCGGCCCCGAGCAUGAUGGCUCGGAUUUAGUCUCACGUUCAGACCCCCAAGAGCAGCUCCAGCAACGGCCUUCUCGUUCCAACUCCGCUCGCAGACAGACUGUCCGUCUGCAGCAGCCCCUCCGUGAAUCAACACGCAGUCGAACACGACCGCUGCAAGAUACCUCUCCGACAGAAAGCGGUGAUUCCACCGAGGACUUUCUCAACCGCCCGGAUCCAUACCCUCCCAUGCGACCACAGUCACAAUACGCACCUAAUGCUUAUCCCCAUUCCACAUCUUCAGGAUCUUUUGCAUACCCACCAGUUCCACAUCCGCAUCCCAACGCGGUGAUUGCUUUGCAGCCACAGCCUAUGGCAAUGCCCUAUCCACCACCACACUACCCUCACGGCCAACCCAUGCCAUAUCCUCCGCCCUCAGCCUACGGUGGAGGCGGCUACGGUCAUCCUGCCCCCGGCUCACAAGUCAGCUCUCCCUACACCACUUCUCCCUAUCAUGCACCGACCAUGGUGAGUUAUGGCGGCGGCCCUCCUGGCGGAUACUUUCCACCACAGUUUCCCGCCCAUUAUGGACAACAAUAUCCACAACCCUACAACCCUUAUGCUCAACAGAUGCCCCCACCAUUCCCCUAUCCUGACUACGCUCGAAUCCAGCCUCCACCCGCAGCUUCUCCACCGCCAAGCUCGGCCAAUGCGUCUGCCGACAGGCUUGAAAAGCCAAAAGAAGCAGAUCCUGAAGAGAUGUUCAAACGAUUUGCCGAUAUGAUGAAAGAGGAGCGCGCCCAGGCGGAACUCACCAAGGAGCAACAAGCAAUGGAAAGAGCCAAAGCCGAGACAGCACGCGCCGAACAAGAGCAGCGUAUCCGUGAACAAGCCCUACGACAAGCUGAAGAAAGAGCCCGGCAAGAUGCACUGCGAGCAGAAGAGGAGAAGCGUAUUCACGAGCAGGCUCUUUUGCAAGCGGCCGAAAAGGCACGUGCCGAUGCUGCCGCUGCUGCCGCACGUGCAGAAGACGAAAGACGCAUUCGACAAGAGGCCAUCAUUGCCGCGGAAGCCAAGGCUCGCGCUGAUGCUGCAGCGUUUCAGGAGCGGUUGGCAGCCGAACAGCGCAUUCGAGAGGAGGCUAGGCAGGAGGCAAUCCGUGCAUACGAAGAACAAGUUCGCAAGGCUGCCGAACAAGCCGCAAGGGAACAACAGAUUCGUAAGGAAGCAGCCGAGGCAGCACUCAGAGCUGCUGCUGAAGAAGCCGCCGCCAGAGCAGAAAAGGCUGCCGCGGAGAAGAAAAUUGCCGACGACGCUGCAGCGGCUGCUAAGACGGCUGCCGAGAAAGAAGCCGCCGAAGCCGCCGCAGCCGUUCAGGAAAAGGCCAAAAAGGCACAAGAAGAGGCUGAGGCGAAACUAAAGGAAGCUGAAGAGGCCGCAGCCAAAGCAAAGACAGAAGCAGAGGAAGCAGAAAAGAAGGCAGCCGCCGCCGCACCUCCUGAGAAGAAACCUCCCGUGAGAUUCAAAGAUGCCAUUGGUCGCAACUACAACUUCCCUUGGGAGCGUUGCCAUCGAUGGAGGGAUAUGGAGGGUCUCAUCAAUCAAGCUUUUGCACAUAUUGAAGGAAUAGGCGAGCAUGUCAUGCACGGUCGAUAUGACCUUAUCGGGCCUGACAAAGAGAUCAUCAUGCCCAAUUACUGGGAGUCGACCGUCGAGCCUGAUAUGCAUAUCACCAUGAUGCUGUGGCCUAUUCCAGAACCACCAAAAGAGGACGAAAUCAUAGUUCCUCCGGAUUUCGAUCCAGACGCCAUUGUUACUUUUGAUGAUAUUCUCCACCCACCGGGUGGAGGAAAGAAGAAAGGUAAGACACCCGCGCCCCUUGGGUUUCACGUUGCAUCUGCUAAUCCACCA
Molecule: messenger RNA, 2103 nt
Organism: Exophiala aquamarina CBS 119918
Lineage: Eukaryota; Fungi; Ascomycota; Eurotiomycetes; Chaetothyriales; Herpotrichiellaceae
Exons: 2
Source: RefSeq, a predicted model, not a curated record